AUGCGCUUCGAUAAGACUGUCUUCCUGAGCGUUGUUCAGCGGCAGUGCGGCGAUGACCAGGCGGCCUUUCGCAAGGCUCUCGGGGAACUGCGGCUGCUCCAACUAUCCUACGGGUCCUGGAAACUUCUCUCUGGCCGCGUGCAGGCAAAGCUAGACGAUCAAGAGGUCGCCAGGUUCGCCGACGCCUUACGGGUAUACGCCACGAAAGACCGGGUCAUCGCUACAAACGUUGGCCCCGGCGCGACAGCUGCUCCGGACGACAAGGCGGGCAACCUUGCGAAGCAGAUUCCCGUAUGCAUUGGCGCCCGUCUGAUGCUGACGUCCAACCUUUGGCAGCCAGUUGGCCUCUGCAACGGCGCACGCGACCCUCCCUGCGUGAUCAUGAUGGAGUUUGACAAGUACACGGGGCCGGUAUUCCUGACCACCGCAGAUGGCAAGAAGAUUGUCCCCAUUCUGCCAGUAGACAGGGACUUCCUCGUCGGAGCCACACUCUGCACUCGUACGCAGUUUCCCCUGAUCGUGUGUUACGCCAUUACAGUUCACAAGUCGCAGAGCAUCACCGAAGACACGAUCGUGACGGAUCUGUCCUGCCGUGACUUUCAGACCGGAUUGAGCUACGUGGCCGUCUCGCGUGUGAAAACGCUGCAGGGUCUGAUGCUGGAUGCCCCGUUUGACCGCAACCACCUGACUUAUGCGUCGCCACCGGAAGGAAUUAAGAUGAAAAUGAGGGGAUCAGCAACUUCGCAAACGACAGGUUCUCACCCAGAAUCCGUGUGGCUCUUGAUUGCCAUCAUGGCAGAGCCUGAAGUGGCGCCUCCGGCCGACGUGGGGGCGGGGCUGGAUCCAACUAGCCCGUCGCCAUUGACGCGUCCGACGCGAGUGAUGACGCCCAGCGCACGAGUGCAGGAUACGUUACGAUCGCUGGAAAAUGCGACCGCGAGAGCUCCCAAGCGUGUCUCGACCCGAACGACGCGAGUCAUAUCGGUGGGCAACGAAAGCGAAAGAGGCGACGAGGUGAAGUCACGCAGCAAUGUGGAGACCGCCAAAUCGAUGAUGCAAAGGGUUCUAGAGAUGCUGGCGAAGAUGGGAAGCGAGAUGGUGGAGCUGAAACAUCGAGUAUCCGAGCAAAGCGACACGAUCAGGAAGCUGAGCGCCACGGUGUACAAGCAAAGCACCACCAUCCAGGGACAGGAAGAUCUGAUCCGAGGCUUGGAAGCCCAGGUCCAGGAAUCCAAGGAAGAGUUUCGACUUGUGAGAGAAUCCCGGAACGCCGACCGAAUCAAGAUAGUCUGCAGAGAUGAAGCCGAGCUUCAGCUGGUCAAAGAGGCGGCGCAGAAGACAGCCGUAGAGGGAGCGCGAAUCAUGAGAGACCAGCUGUAUCCGGUCCGGGUCGACAACGCCAACCGGACAGCAAUCCUCGACACGGAGGGCAAUAUCCUGCCCGGAGCGAUCGAAGCCUUGAGUGCCGAAAACAGAGUGACCAUUGGCAAGAUUUCCUGGCUGAGCAAACGAGAGUCUGCGAUGCUUGAGUCCCUCCGCAUCCUACAGCUGAAUGCACACAAGAGUGAUAUGGUGCAGCAGAGUCUGAUGAACGACGAAGACCUGAAGGAUUUUGCCGCACUGGCUAUAUCUGAGCCACAUGCGCGCAAUAUCGACGGAAAGGUGGUGACGAGUCCUAUGGGACACCAUAACUGGACAAAGAUGAUUCCGACGUGUGUUCGUGACGCCCUAUGGCCGAUCCGCAGCAUGCUCUGGAUCCGAAGUGACCUUGAGGCGGAGCAAGUGCCUGUGCCGUCGGCCGAUCUCACAGCAGCGGUACUCCGACUUGAGGGAAGGGAGGUGAUGGUGGUGUCAGUGAGACGCACCGAUGUGGUUUUGGCGGGGGACUUCAACCGCCAUGACCUCCUCUGGGGCGGAGAUGAAGUGUCAGCGAGCAGACAAGGGGAGGGCGAACCCAUCAUUGACCUGAUGGACGACUUUGGUCUUAGCAGCCUUCUCGCGAGAGGGACGAAAACGUGGCAGAGGUCGGACGAGGAGAGCACCAUCGACUUGGUGUUGGCAUCGGCGGAACUGGCGGACGAGUUGACAUCCUGCGUGAUUCAUCCAACAGAGCACGGAUCAGACCAUAGAGCGAUCCAGACGACAUUCGACAUUCGAGUGCCGGAGCGUACCUUUCCGCAGCGCCUGAUGCUCAAGAACGCGCCGUGGAUCGCCAUCGCAACCAGGGUCGAGGACGAGCUUCGGCCUCUUCCGUGGACUGUGGGGGUGCAGACGCAGGCGGAUCAGCUCAUGCGGGUGGUCACCAAGGCGCUUCGAGAUCUGACCCCUCGAGCCCAGCCGCCGCCAUACGCGAAGCGAUGGUGGACAAAGGACCUGACGCGACUCCGUCGGACGUACACGUAUUGGCGCAAUCAAGCAAGGGCGCAGCGAAGAGCCGGUCAAUCGCGGCCGGAUCUGGAGCAGCGCGCCAAGGAGGCUGCGAAGGAGUACCACGACAAUUUGCGGAGACAAAAGAAGGCCCAUUGGGAUGACUUCGUCAUCGAAGGAGCAACAUCUGGAGGGCUGCCAAGUAUCUGA
Messenger RNA from Hirsutella rhossiliensis, 2577 nucleotides. RefSeq names its product endonuclease-reverse transcriptase domain-containing protein. Bases 1 to 2577 code for a protein of 858 amino acids. The transcript has 7 exons. Gene Ontology annotation, molecular function: catalytic activity. Lineage: Eukaryota; Fungi; Ascomycota; Sordariomycetes; Hypocreales; Ophiocordycipitaceae. The record is from RefSeq and is a predicted model, not a curated record.